Molecule: messenger RNA, 2562 nt
Organism: Abrus precatorius (Indian licorice)
Lineage: Eukaryota; Viridiplantae; Streptophyta; Magnoliopsida; Fabales; Fabaceae
Product: linoleate 13S-lipoxygenase 2-1, chloroplastic-like
Exons: 9
Coding region: 1-2562 (853 amino acids)
Biological process (GO): lipid oxidation
Molecular function (GO): oxidoreductase activity, acting on single donors with incorporation of molecular oxygen, incorporation of two atoms of oxygen; protein binding; metal ion binding
Source: RefSeq, a predicted model, not a curated record
AUGAAGGGUAUGAUGGCAACUACUGGCUGUGGCAACACCAACACUAAAUCUCAGAAUGUGAAUGUGAAAGCUGUUGUCACAAUUAAACAAAGUGAUAAUGGGUUUCUACAAAAUGUUGUAAAUUCAACGGUUGAUGGGAUCAAAGAGUUAGUCGACAAAACACUGGCUUUGGUUCUUGUCAGCCAAGAGCUUGACCCAAAAACGAACUCAGAGAAAAAGACAACAAAAUGUUCGGCUCAAAUUAUAGAGGAAAGAGAGGACGUCGUUUUGUAUGAGGCAAAAUUUGAGUUAUCCACAGAUUUUGGGAACGUUGGUGCUGUUCUAAUUGAAAAUGAGCAUCUGGAGGAGGUGCUUCUAAAGAGUAUACUCAUUCAUGGCUUCCCUGAUGGGCCUGUUCAGUUCACUUGUAAUUCAUGGCUUCAACCCAUGCAUGAUAGUCCUAUGAAUAACAGAGUCUUCUUCACAGACAAGUCAUAUCUGCCAUCACAAACACCAAAAGGGAUACAAAGAUUGAGAAAAGAGGAGCUAAUUCUACUAAGAGGGAAUGGAGAAGGAGAACGCAAGAGCUCUGAUAGAAUAUAUGACUAUGAUGUGUACAAUGAUCUUGGUGAUCCUGAUUCCAACAUUGAUCUCAAAAGACCUGUUCUUGGUGGCACCAAACAUCAUCCAUAUCCAAGACGGUGUCGUACUGGUCGAAAGCAUUCAGAUGCAGACCCAUUGUCUGAGACAAAGAGUUCAAGUUUUUAUGUUCCACGUGAUGAGGCAUUUGCUCAAAUAAAGCAGACACAGUUCACAACUUCUACGAUAUCCUUAGGGUUGAGUGCAAUUUUUGAAUCCUUAGAUACAAUUCUUACAGACCAAAAUCUAGGAUUUGUUAGCUUUGAAGACAUAGACACACUCUACAAGGAAGGGUUCAAUUUACCACCUCUUAAGGCCGAUGGCUUAACAUUGCUCCAAAAAGUCAUUCCCAAGUUGAUCAAAGUAGCCAAUGAUGGUCAAAAUAUUUUGCGCUUUGAUGCCCCAGAAGCAUUUAAAAGGGAUAGAUUCUUUUGGUUUUCAGAUACGGAAUUUGCUAGGGAGACCUUGGCAGGUGUUAACCCAUGUAGCAUCCAAUCGGUCAAGGAAUGGCCUUUGACAAGUAAGCUGAACACCCAAAUCUAUGGUCCAUCAGAAUCAGCAAUAACUAGAGAAGUUAUCGAGCCACAAAUCAUCACUUAUGGAACAAUUGAGAAGGCCAUUGAAGAAAAGAAGUUGUUCAUGCUAGACUACCGUGAUUUAUUCUUACCAUAUAUAAGCAAAGUGAGAGAGAUCAAGGGCACCACACUAUAUGGAUCACGAACACUAUUCUUCCUAACUUGUCAAGGCAUAUUGAAGCCAUUAGCUAUUGAGCUCACUCGACCACCUAUGGAUGGCAAUCCACAAUGGAAACAAGUUUUCACACCCGUUUCUCAUUCAACCAAUCUCUGGCUUUGGAGGCUUGCAAAAGCUCAUGUUUUGGCCCAUGAUUCUGGUUAUCAUGAACUUAUAAGCCAUUGGUUGAGGACUCAUUGUGCUGUAGAACCCUUCAUAAUUGCAACACAUAGACAACUUAGUUCCAUGCAUCCGAUAUAUAGAUUGCUCCAUCCACAUUUGAGAUAUACUAUGGAGAUUAAUUCCCUCGCACGUGAAGUGCUUAUUAGUGCAAAUGGGGUCAUUGAAAUCUCAUUCUUUAGUAGUAAGUAUUCAAUGGAGUUAAGCUCCAUGGCAUAUGAUCAACUGUGGCGGUUUGAUUUACAAGCACUUCCAAAUGAUCUAAUUGAAAGAGGAAUGGCUGCAGCAGAUCCUAAUGCACCACAUGGCCUAAGGCUAACAAUUGAAGAUUACCCUUUUGCCAAUGAUGGUCUUCUUAUAUGGGAUGCCAUAAAAAAUUGGGUAACCGAUUAUGUUAACCAUUACUAUCCAAGUCCAAGCCUCAUAGAAACUGAUCAAGAGCUUCAAGCAUGGUGGAGAGAAAUUCGAACUGUGGGUCAUGGAGACAAAAAAGAAGAAUCAUGGUGGCCAAAUCUUAACACAUCAAAAGACCUUAUUGACAUCAUCACCACAAUAGCUUGGGUAGCAUCUGGUCAUCAUGCAGCUGUGAACUUUUCCCAAUAUGCUUAUGGAGGCUAUUUCCCUAAUCGACCCACAAUUGCAAGAAUCAAAAUGCCAACAGAAGACCCUUCUAAAAAGGAAUGGGAAAUUUUUUUGAACAAACCUGAGCAAAUUCUUUUGGAGUGUUUCCCAUCACAAAUUCAAGCAACCUUAGUAAUGGCAACGUUGAACUUAUUAUCAAUUCAUGCACCAGAUGAAGAGUACAUUGGACAAUACAUGGAGCCAUCAUGGGCUGAGAAUCCAACUAUAAAGACAGCCUAUGAAAAAUUCAAUAGAAAAUUGAAGGAGAUUGAAGGUAUUAUAGACUUCAGAAAUGUAAACACUAAUUUGAACAAUAGAUAUGGAGUUGGAAUAAUGCCUUAUGAGCUAUUAAAGCCAUUUUCUGGCCCUGGCGUCACUGGAAAGGGAGUUCCAUACAGCAUAUCCAUUUAA